Messenger RNA from Lodderomyces margitis, 2565 nucleotides. RefSeq lists its product as uncharacterized. Gene Ontology annotation, biological process: signal transduction. The transcript has a single exon. NCBI's taxonomy places the organism in Eukaryota, Fungi, Ascomycota, Pichiomycetes, Serinales, Debaryomycetaceae. The coding region runs from base 1 to 2565 and encodes 854 amino acids. The record is from RefSeq and is a predicted model, not a curated record.
AUGCAGCCGUUUGCUAACCUGUAUUGGACGCCUGAUUAUAUCACUGGGCUACAUAACUUACAAUCUCACACCUUUACAUCGUUGAAACAAUUGCAUGACUUCCGCAAGUUGGUGUUUAAUUUCUUGAAAUAUUUUCAUUCCAAUAGUGAAUAUUUGAGCAAAACCAGUAAUGAAUUGGCAUCAUCAGGCUCAUUCAACAGCAAAAAUGGCGAAACUCUAAAGUACCGCUCGUGUAUUGAAUUGUUCAAAAACGAAAUGAUUGGAGAAUCGACUACGUUGUUGCAAUUGGCAUCGAGUAUUGAUAAAUUUGUACUUGAAGAUCUAACAAAUUACCUCAAACACCACGAACCCAACAUCAAAAAGGAAUUUAGUCGUUUGGAGGACAUAUACGAUGAUUAUCUUACGCUGAGUCGCAAGAUUGACAAAAGCAAGUCAAAAUAUUUUGAUGAAUUGAGAUUGAAGGAGAAUGCACAACCACAAACUGUGCAACAACAGCAACAACAAGUGGAGGACGAUGAUUUUGACUACAGUGAUGAUGAAUCUUAUGCUGAAGAGGAUUCUCUGAGCAGUAUACGACAAGACUUGGACAUUGAUUUUCAAUUCCCUCUACUUGUCGGCCCCGCGAUUUUUGAAACCAUUAACGAGUUCCAAAUAACCCUUGCACAACUUAUUGCCGAAACACCCACUGUUAAACGUAAGAUUCCUAUUCCCGGGUACAAAAAUGACAUGUUUGUUAGCGAGUCACUUUGCGAUGCACUCAACGGACUACGAAUCCAUGGGUUGAAACCAACGCGAUCAAAUUUCGAAAAAUUUGGCCAAUCGUUAGUUACUUUAAAGCUACUCAAUCCAACCAAUAUAUUCCAAAAACGGUUCAAAAGUGAAGGGGUUUGGUUUGAAUGGUCAGACUUGGCAAUUUCCGUGUCCCAAUCGCAUGAUGAAUCGGUGCCAUCGACACCCGUCAAACACCCAUACAAUACUGACCGCAAAGUUUCAUCUCCCUCAUCAAAGUUCAUGAGUGACAUGUCAGAAACGACAACUAGGUUUAAUAGUAUGUUCAAUAACGUUAAAAGCUCCAUUAUGAAGAAGAAUCAUGAAGAAAUUGUACUGGGGAUUACCGACCAGUAUAAUGAACAAAGCCUCGAGCUACAAGAGUUGGCGUAUUUAUUACAACAAGGGUAUCUAGAUUUAGCACAGUAUUUGGAGAAAUUUGAAACAACAAAAGUUCAAAUCAUAUACACUAGUUCGGCCAAAUUGCAGCAAAUAAUUCAAAAGUUUCAUUUACAGCAGUUCAACCAAAUUCAAGCUUGCGGAAGAGCCAUCACAGACUUGAACAAACAGGAAAAUUAUGAUCAAGACAUGUCCCUCCACGUAAACAAUCUGAGCACGGGAAUAGUGUUUCCAUUGACUGGUGAGUCUGCUUUUGCCCCUCAAAGUUUGAAAUACCAGUUUGAUCUAUUUGAAGAUAUAUCAGCCCAGGUCACCAGAGGACAAGUAAAAGAGGAUUGUCCGCUAAGUGUCCUUUCAACACCUGCUUUUGUACACGGGACUCAAAAAGUAAUUGAGAGCCACGAGAAAGAUGGCAAUUUGAAAUUACUCUGGUUACAACCGUUGGAUUUUCAAUUGGCAUGGAAGAUCAAACAAGAUGUUACUCGUGUUAUCUCACAGUGCACUUUGCCUACUUUGGAAGCUGACAAAGACCAAAAGGCUUAUUUAAUCAACGAGGUCUUGAAUCACCUCAAAGAGAGAAAAGCUGACGAUGUUGUUACCUUUUUCAAGUGUUGGUUGUUGGAACUCAAAGACAGUGUAAUUCCAUUUACAGCAUUUGAUUCGGUGGUAAACGUAUACAAUGGGGAGAAUACAAGGGCUAGUUUAACCAAGGUGCUUUCAUCCUUGCCAAGAUGUAAUUUGGCUUGUUUGGUUUCGAUGACUGAGCAUAUAUGUCAUGUAUUUGAAUUGGGUAUUUUUGAAAACUACGGCAUAUCAGAUGAUUUUUCAGUAGAAUCUGUAGAUGCAGAGACUGAAUUGCCACUGGUGUCGAAACGUUUAAAUGAUAUGGAAGCUGUAGGCUCAGUACCAUUUGUACAUUUGAUAAUGAGACCCUCAAGGAGUAAAUACAAGUCUGGGUUCAAGCCACCAGUUACAAGCUACAUCCAAUUCCUUACCGACUUAUUAAAACUCGAAACCAGAGUAGCAUUGUUCAACAAACUAAUAGAACACGAGGCAAAAUAUAAACAAAAAAAAGAAUCCGAGUUGAGGGCGGGGUUACAUAUCAAGAAGAUACCAGUAAUUGAAACGCCAGCCAAUGAACACAAAACGAAAUCAAACUCAAACAAUGCUCCCGAGACCCCCACCAAACAAAAAAGUUUCGCGACCACUACGGAAUUGAGAGCACCACACCCAGUAAGCGCAGACGAGGCAUUUACCCUUCGACCUUUCAAGACCAAGUCAACGCCGUUGCCUUCGCCUCGAAGCUCUCCCAAACAUACUUCGAAUGCGAGUGGAGAUGGAAAUAGGUCGAGAAGCUCUUCUAUGUUGGGUUCGUCAAUCAAUGUUCAAUUUGAAUAA